Messenger RNA from Esox lucius (northern pike), 4587 nucleotides. It is a transcript of the gene sorbs3, whose product is annotated as sorbin and SH3 domain containing 3. The coding region runs from base 201 to 2456 and encodes 751 amino acids. The record is from RefSeq and is a predicted model, not a curated record. NCBI's taxonomy places the organism in Eukaryota, Metazoa, Chordata, Actinopteri, Esociformes, Esocidae. The transcript is spliced from 20 exons. Gene Ontology annotation, molecular function: protein binding.
GAAUAUCUAAGGACUGAGUCAGACACUGGGAAAGACGAAGGGUCCAGUCAGCUUCUUUACCACGGGUUUUCUAGAAUAUUAACUGCACUAAGGAAAAUCUGUGAACACACACAAGAGGAAUAACUGAGUUUGUUCACUAUCGAUACUUUGGCAGCUGCAGAAACUGACAUCAGACAACAGCCAGGAUACUAACAGACGACAUGCAGUCCCAGCAACAUGUGGACGUUCUGGACCAUCUAAAUGGCUCUCGUAUCGUCUUCUCUGACGAUGGCUCUUCUUCCAGCCAGCAGCAUCACCUGCCCCCUCCAGACCUGACCCAGGAGGUGGUGGUCCUCACCCCAGGGUUUCCCACUCCACCUCUUAGCCCUUUCCGUUCCACAAGAUUGCCACCUGUGGAGAACUUUAAGGUCUCAGACGUCAAUGGGAGUGACCCUCUUACUGACCCUCUACGUUUUGGAUCAUACUAUGGCCCUUCUCAGUCAAAUGGAGGUCUGUCUAAUGGAGUCCAGACAAGGAGCUCUUCUACUCUGCCGCGCAGGGCAGCUACGAGGGAGGAACGCCUAAUCAAAUUCUCAGGGAUUGGCCCAGUAGAUGAGACAGGAAUGCCCAUUGCCUCUAGAUCAAGUGUGAACAAGCCUAAAGACUGGUACAGGAGCAUGUUCAGACAGAUCCACAAGAAGCCUGAAGAGAUGGAUGCAGACUCUGAGCAGUGGUCUGCUGAAAGGACCCAGGCUGUUGUCACCAACUCAUCCAGUGGGCAGGAGACUCUGACCCAUAUGGACAAUUAUGGAGCCCUUCCUGACUGGAGUGACCUGGGAGUUGAAGAGAAGCUUUCAGACCGAUGGGGGCAGCCUCCGCAGCCCAAGAGUAUAUUUGAUUUUGAACCUGGACAGAGCACCACCUCCGACGUCCCCAACCAGGUGCCAAAGCCCCAGCAGAAGCCCCAGCAUCCAGUUCUACAGCCGGGCCAGCAGCCAGCUCUACGGCCGGGCCAGCAGCCACCUCCACAGCCGGACCAGCAGCCAGCUCAGUACAAACCCACAGAGAAACCCUGGUCCCCUAUAGACAAGCCGAGUAAGCCAUCCGCCUUCGAGGAGUCCCUGCUCUCUGAGCUUAGCUGUUUUGAGGCUGAACUGGCAGCGGACAUCCAGGGCCUGGAGAGGAGGCUGUCCCAGAAGAAGCAGACGCGACGAGGCCGGGGUGAGAGUGCCCGGAAUGUUGAUCCAGUAACUUCUGCAAAGUUAGGGACAACACAUGACAACAGCUUUUUGACUAGAGCAAAGCAACCUCAACAUUGUCCCAUUGUCUCCGCAUCAGUGGUUGCUCAGAAGGCAGCCCCAAGUCCACCGCAUGUAGACCAACUCGCCACUACACCUGAAUCCAUGGAUUUCCCACCCAAGAGGCAGGAGAAGCAGAUGAAAGCAGCAAGAGCCAAGUUCAAUUUCCAGGCUCAGUCACCCAAGGAAUUGUCUCUCCAGAAAGGGGACAUUGUUUACAUUCACAGACAAGUAGACACCAACUGGUUUGAAGGGGAACAUCAUGGGAGAGCUGGCAUCUUUCCCACAACCUAUGUGGAGAUUGUACCUCCUACAGAGAAGCCCACACCUAUUAAGUCUCCCACCAUCCAGGUGCUGGACUAUGGAGAGGCUGUGGCUCUUUACACCUUUAAUGCAGACCUGCCUGUUGAGCUGUCCUUCCGUAAGGGCGAGGUGAUCAGUGUGACCAGGCGUGUAGAUGAUAGGUGGCUUGAGGGCCGGAUCCCAGGGACCAGUCGGAGUGGCAUCUUCCCCACUAACUACGUCCAAGUUAACAAGUUGCCCCGCACCAAAUCAGCCUCGGAUGACUACCCAUGCUCUAUGUCUUCCUCAUCCCCAGAACCAAUGAGUCCCGGGCGCCCUUUACACUCACCCUGCUCGCCUCUGACCCGCUCGCCCCUCAGUCUGACCCCCUCCUCCCGUAGCCCUGAACCUGGAUACUCUCCCUUGAAGCCGUCCUCCCCCAUACCCCAGGGCACAGCAGCUUCCCAGGCACGGUCAUCUCCCCAGCCUACACUAUCCAAAGAAGCACCCAAUUACCAGGCUCACCCCACAACUGUGCAUGCCUCCCCUACCUCCCAAAACAGCCACUGGGGUGGGGCACCCCCAGCUACAUGCAACUCCAUUGGCAGAGCUGUUUCAUCAUCCAAUCAGUUAUCACCAUCUGCCAAUAGGGGAAGGGAAGCCCCAGUCAGCAUCCUCGAAAAACAAGCUUCCCAUAAUGUGAACUCGACAGGGGUGCAACGCCAACCAUACAAAGCUGUUUACAAUUACAAACCACAGAACAGAGAUGAGCUAGAGCUGAGAGAGGGUGACAUCGUACAAGUGAUGGAGAAGUGUGAUGAUGGGUGGUUUGUAGGUACGUCAGAAAGGACUCGUGCAUUUGGGACCUUUCCUGGGAACUAUGUGACACCAAUGUAACUGCAUCACGCCACCUGUCCACUCCACAAACACUUGGACUGCCGUGGACAUGUGUAAUCUAGCUUGCUUUAACCAGCACAUUAGAUCAACCCCAACAUUCCCUGUCCUCCUCUGUCUGAAAACCUGGUAGACAGGUCUGCAUGUUCGCCACAGAAAACAGCUGUUGGUGGAGCUGGAGGCAGGAAACUGUGUGGUUUGAUGACUCACCCCUAGCAUGUGUUUUGUCACUGAAUAGACUUGAUUUUCACAAACACUGCUUGAACGGAUAUAAAGAAUGAUGAUGAUGCUGUUCCAGGUGUGAAGAAAUCACUUUGUCCCCAUUGAAGUGGCUGCGGUUCUGGAAAUCCAAGUAUUUGUAGCUAUUGAUACAGAGAUUUCAGUGCAUGUGCAGCAUCCACUACCAGCCACUAUCCCCUCUGUCUCUGAGCUGCUGCUCAUUGCUCACUCGUUUUGAGAAUGUUCAUUCAAAUCGUAGCCACAGUUUUGUUGAAACUGUUCAAUGAGGCAUAGGCUACGUCAGGUUGACCAAAUUGGUUGAGGGUUAAGCAGGUGCGGUAAAGAGUGAAACAUGAAUGUGUGUGUGUGUGUGUGUGUGUGUGUGUGUGUAACUGUAAAAAUAUACAUGCAAGACAAUUAAAAUCCUUAGCUUUGAGAGAUACAAGUUUUCGUAGGGGUAGUUAGGUGUGAGAACGUGGGGAGGAAAAAAUCUGUAUCCAUAGGCAUAUUCAUUAUGGUUAAAACUGAAAUGUUAUUUCUUCAGUACAGUUAAGCUACUGCCUUAUAUAUAGCGAUCCUCGUUGCACACACCAACAGCACUCCUCUUUCUGCCAUGCAAGUGCCACCUUUGACACAAAUACGUACAUAUAUCACUAUAGUGUCAUGUUUUUAACAUAAUGAAUGUAGCGUUUGAAAUCUUUUCCACUCUGAUUUCAGAUUUAUAAAAACAUCCUGGUUGAGUCCAAGGCUACAUCACAACCCUCCAGUAUACAUGAAUGGAUCACUUUAGUAUCUGAAACAAUGGCAGAAAAUGUGUUCUUAGUCGCUACAUUGCUUUGCUUGAUAUCAAUUUAAAGACUGUACUGUACGCAAUGGAGCAAAUAAUCAAGGAAAUAUCUGCAUGUCUUCCGGGCUGGCCCUAGCCUUUGGAGGCCCUUGGCGACAUUUGGGAAAAACAAUGUUCAGGGAAAAUGUGUAACAAAAUCAAACAAUAUGUUUCUUGUUCUCAACAGUAAGGUAAGACACUAUCUGAGUUAUUGCUAACUCCACUUAUUCCUGGGGCCGGCCAUGAUGUCCUUCAGAUUGUUAUUGUUAAGUAUUUACAUUACACCUGUAAUGAAGUGCACAGGUAAUGAUUCAGGCAGCAAUUUAAGUAGUAUAUAUUUAUUUUGGGAACAUAGAAAGUGUUGAGUGUUAAAGAGGAAGUCUGAUGUAAUGGUGGAGAAAAGGAGGAGGUAUAUUUAUAAAAUGUGUUGGUAUACCUCUAAGUGAAUGCAACAUGAAAAGUCUUGACAGAACAGAAGUGGAGCUUCAUCAAUUGUAUCAAUUCAGUGGAACCUCUGCCAUGUGUAUGCCAUUACCCAAGCAAAAGAGAAAUGACACUGCUUCACUACGGAGCACAAGAAACUAGCUUGUCAACAUCAAAAUCCACAUAGGUGUUACAUUAUUUCAGAAGAAAAAUAAACACAAAGAGGUACCAGUAGCUCAUUUAUAUUGCAAACUCUAUUUGUUUUCUACUCUUUAUAAUCUGCCGCUUUGCAAAUUAACCAGUUUAUUUUUACAUAAUACAUUGGCACAGCUAUUUGGAGAUUUGCAUAUAAGUGUAACCAAUAGCAAACAUAAUUUGGUUAGCAAAUAUAAUUUGUUUAGCCAAUAGGAAGGACCUGAGCAGUAAUUUCAUUAAUGGAAAAAAAAAACCCUGUUGUGGAAUUGCCAAUUUAAAUGUUUAUUUGCUUUGUUCAUUCAUACAAUUGUAAAAAUGCAACAUAUUUUUUUUGGACACAAAAUAUGAUUGUACAAGGUUUUAUGUAUCAGAUAAAUAAUAUAUUUCAUUUAAUACAAAGCAGUGAAUGUCAAUAUCUAUAAUAGACAUACAACAUGUAUUUCAAAUAAAUCAUAAAGAGUGAUGUUAAAA